AACAAAACCGUCCCUCCAUCCAAAAACCAAUUAGUCAUCGCAGUCGCGUUGGCUUGGCUGGCUCUGUCUCUUCACCAAAACACGCCUCUUUACGACUCUCUCUCUCUCUCUCCGCUCCCUCUCUUUGCUUAGCUCAGAAGCUCAAUUUCCAUGGCCUAAUUGCUUUUGGCGAAUAAAUUUGAAUUACAGUUUUUACCCUCCUUGGAUCGGUCACCUGUUUGCUCCUUGGAGCCCUAAUUUUGGAGCUGGUUCAGCUGAUUGAUCUGUGAUCUGUUUGGUGGACUGAUGGCUUCGGCGAAGACGGCUCGGUCCAGAGGCACGCCGGUCAAAGAGAACGGCGUCAAGCUCGAGGAAGGCCUCAAUGUCUUCAAGUCUGAUAAGUUCGAUUCCCAAGGCUAUGUUCAGUCACGAUGCUCUCUCAACGAGAAGGAAAUAAGACAAUUAUGUUCAUAUCUUUUGGACUUAAAGAGAGCUUCUGCCGAGGAAAUGCGUAGAAGUGUCUAUGCUAACUACACGGCAUUCAUACGCACUUCCAAAGAGAUAUCAGAUUUGGAGGGGGAGCUUUCUUCUAUCAGAAACCUGCUAUCUACUCAAGCUGCUUUGAUUCAUGGUCUAGCUGAAGGAGUUAAUAUUGGUUCCUUAUCUGUUUCUGAAGGUUCUACUGCAAAUGGUGUAUUAAUUUCUGAAGAUAAAGAACCUUCAGACCUGGAAAAGUGGUUAGUAGAAUUUCCUGAUCUCUUGGAUGUUCUGUUGGCUGAGAGGAGAGUAGAUGAAGCUUUAGAUGCCUUGGAUGAAGGUGAACGUGUGGCUGCUGAAGCAAAACAACUGAAGCUGUUGGAUCCAGCUUUACUAAUGUCUCUGCAGAAUUCUAUUGUCGAGCGCAGGCAAAGGUUAGCUGAUCAGCUUGCCGAGGCUGCUUGCCAGCCUUCGACCCGCGGUGGUGAACUUCGUGCAGCUAUAUCAGCACUUAAAAGGCUUGGGGAUGGCCCUCGUGCACACAGUUUGCUGCUCAGUGCUCAUUUCCAAAGAUAUCAGUAUAAUAUGCAAAGCCUUCGUCCAUCGAGCACCUCAUAUGGAGGAGCAUAUACUGCUGCACUCUCACAGAUGGUGUUCUCUGCUAUUGCUCAAGCUGCCAGUGAUUCCUCGGCUAUAUUUGGUAAGGAAACAGAUUACACUUCCGAGCUUGUGAUGUGGGCAAUAAAGCAAACUGAGGCUUUUGCCCUCCUCAUUAAAAGGCAUGCAUUAGCUUCAUCAGCAGCUGCUGGGGGAUUAAGAGCUGCCGCAGAGUGUGUUCAAAUAGCAUUAGGUCAUUGUUCCUUGUUGGAAGCUCGUGGUUUGGCACUUUGUCCUGUGCUUUUGAAACUCUUUAGGCCUAGUGUUGAACAAGCACUAGACGCUAAUUUAAAACGAAUUGAAGAAAGCACUGCUGCCCUAGCUGCUGCUGAUGACUGGGUUCUUACAUAUGCUCCAACAGCUACACGGCAAUCUGGCAGGCCUUCAAGUACAUCCCUUAAUACAACAGCAUUCCAACAUAAACUCACAAGUAGUGCACAUCGAUUCAAUUUGAUGGUCCAGGAUUUCUUUGAGGAUGUAGGACCAUUGCUCAGUAUGCAAUUGGGUGGUCAGACAUUGGAAGGUUUGCUCCAAGUUUUUAAUUCAUAUGUGAACAUGCUCAUAAAAGCAUUACCGGGUUCAAUGGAGGAAGAAGCAAACUUUGAAGGUUCUGGGAAUAAAAUUGUUCGUAUCGCUGAGAAUGAAGCUCAACAGAUUGCUUUGCUGGCGAAUGCAUCAUUAUUAGCAGAUGAGCUACUUCCACGUGCAGCCAUGAAGCUGUCUCCACUGAAUCAGGUUGCAUACAGGGAUGAUCUUCGUAGAAGAUCAUCAGAUAGGCAAAACCGGCAUCCUGAGCAAAGGGAGUGGAAGAGGCGACUGGGCAGCUCAGUUGAUAGAUUAAAAGAUAGUUUUUGUCGUCAGCAUGCUCUAGAUCUCAUUUUCACAGAGGAUGGUGAUAGCCAUCUUUCUGCUGAUAUGUACAUAAACAUGGAUGGGAAUGCGGAUGAGGUUGAGUGGUUUCCAUCCCUAAUAUUCCAGGAACUUUUUGUUAAACUAAACAGAAUGGCCAGUAUAGCAGCAGAAAUGUUUGUAGGCAGGGAAAGAUUUGCUACAUUGCUAUUAAUGAGACUGACAGAAACUGUCAUAUUGUGGCUUUCGGAAGACCAGACCUUCUGGGAUGAUAUUGAGGAUGGGCCAAGGCCUUUAGGCCCUCUUGGCUUACAACAAUUCUAUCUGGAUAUGAAGUUUGUCAUAUGCUUUGCUUCACAAGGUCGUUACCUAUCUCGAAAUUUGAAUCGAGUUGUAAAUGAGAUCAUAUCGAAAGCCAUGACAGCAUUUUCUGCAACAGGCAUGGAUCCCAAUAGUGUGCUUCCGGAAGAUGACUGGUUCAAUGAAGUGUGUCAAGAUGCAAUAGAAAGAUUGAGUGGAAGACCAAAAGCCGCAAACGGGGACCGGGAUCUUAACAGCCCAACUGCUUCUGUUUCAGCACAAUCAAUCUCGUCUGUUAGAUCUCAUGGGAGUUCCUGAGGCAGUGAGUUUCAUCCCUGUAAAUUAAAUAGGAAACCAUCCUUGUGUCCUUAGAAGUAUUUUUUCCCUCCAAUAUAAUUUUUGUCGACCAUGAUCCUUUUUGUCAUCUUCUUUUUCUAGUGUAAGGCCCUACAUUUCUGUAGGAUGAUAUUUGGUGUCAUAAUUAUGGGUAGUAAUUCUUUUUGAAUAAUUGAGUUUGUAUAGUUGUUGAUCGCAAUUGUUUGAUUUUAAAUACAAGUUUGUAUAAUUCUUUGACCAGUGUGGGAUGGAGUCUAUUGAUGUCCAAUCAUCACUUGAUUUCAUGUGA
Molecule: messenger RNA, 2887 nt
Organism: Prunus persica (peach)
Lineage: Eukaryota; Viridiplantae; Streptophyta; Magnoliopsida; Rosales; Rosaceae
Product: exocyst complex component EXO84B
Exons: 7
Coding region: 286-2580 (764 amino acids)
Biological process (GO): Golgi to plasma membrane transport; exocytosis; intracellular protein localization
Cellular component (GO): exocyst
Source: RefSeq, a predicted model, not a curated record